Messenger RNA from Cloeon dipterum, 2402 nucleotides. Its product is annotated as RING finger and SPRY domain-containing protein 1-like. Lineage: Eukaryota; Metazoa; Arthropoda; Insecta; Ephemeroptera; Baetidae. The transcript is spliced from 13 exons. Gene Ontology annotation, cellular component: cytoplasm. Bases 169 to 1881 code for a protein of 570 amino acids. The record is from RefSeq and is a predicted model, not a curated record. Gene Ontology annotation, molecular function: ubiquitin-protein transferase activity; protein binding.
UCAGCACUUCGAAGUUGCUUGGUUUGUUCGUUCGUUGGUUCGGACAGCCUGCCUGGUGCCUGCCACCUGCAACCGAUCGGAUUCUAAUCGAUUUUGUCGUCGUCGAGUGCGUGUCGGGUCGGACGCCGCCCGUUGUCGCCCCUUGUCGCGGCGAUGGACGGAUAGAGGAUGGGCUCGUGCCUGUGCAAGGAGAAAAAGCGGCGGCGGCGGCGCCGCUGGUCGGACGAGCAGCAGCAGCAGCAGCAGUCCGUGGACGAUCAGGCCGAUCCGUGCGACAGCAGGCGGCCCGUCUCGUCCAUCUCCGGACGGCUGAUCAUCGACCACGAGCUGCCGCUGCCCACGAGGACGGCCAGGACCGCGGCCGUCCCUUGCCCGCUCACCAUCGACCAUCUAGUCCUGGAAACGCUCUCCGUCAUUCGCACCCUGGUCGAGAACGAGCAAGAGCCACCCGCCUCGAUGAUUAAGCUGCAUGUGAUCGCCGACAAGGAGGAAGGCUGGCUCGCCCUGGUCACCUCCAUGGUCAGGGUCAUCCCCCUGGAGGACCCCCUCGGCCCUGCCGUCAUCACCUUGCUGCUCGACGACUGCCCCCUACCGACAAGGGAAUCGGUGUUGAGGCUGGCCUUGCUGUUCAACCUGUCGGCGGAGCGGUCGGAGGAGGGCCGGCGUUUUCCGAUGCAGCAGCGCAACAUCUGCGUGGUGCUGGGCUGCAUCGCGGAGAAGAUGGCCGGGCCGAACAGCAUCGCCAUCCUGACCAAAGGCACGCUCGACUACCUGAUCACAAACCUGCUCGCCUUCCAGAAAGAGGACAUGAACCCGUCGGUCAUCCUCUUCUCGCUGGUCGCCCUCGAGAAGUUUGCCCAGACCACUGAAAAUAAAAUGACAAUUCAGCGGUAUUUGAAAGAAUACGAGACGAACCCGCUGCUGGGUCUGGAGCAGUGGAUCGGCAACCCUGACUACGUAAAACGCCAGGUCGGCUUCUGUGCCCAAUGGUGCCUCGACAAUUUGUUUUUGGUGGAGGGUCGGCCAUUUUCGUUCAACUGUGUCGACCUGUCCAACAUCAACGUUAUGCUCAAUACUAAAGAUGUCAGCGAGUAUUUGAAAAUUUCCCCUAAUGGGCUAGAGGCUCGAUGUGAUGCCUUCUCGUUUGAAAGUGUUCGCUGCACUUUCCAAGUGGACGAAGGCAUUUGGUAUUAUGAGGCGGAAAUCGUUACGCCAGGAGUCAUGCAAAUCGGCUGGGCCACCAGGGACAGCACCUUCCUAAACCACGAGGGUUACGGCAUUGGCGACGAUGAGUUCUCGUUGGCGUACGACGGCUGCCGGCAACUUUUCUGGCACAAUGCGCGGUGCGAGGCGCAGUCGAGGCAGUGCUGGCGGCCUGGCGACAUCCUCGGCUGCCUGCUUGAUCUCGAAAAGCCCGAGAUCUGUUUCUAUGUCAAUGGACAGCCCCUCGGCUCCAGCACGCAUGUCACAUCCAACAACAACGUCUUCAAGUCAGCCAGGUCUGGAUUUUUCGCUGCUGCGAGCUUCAUGUCAUUCCAGCAGUGCAAGUUCAACUUUGGCAGCAGUGCGUUCAAGUACCCACCGGUGGACAGGAAGUUUAAGAGUUUCAACGAUCACGCCCACUUGGACGCUGAGGAUAAAAAGAUUUUACCUAGACACAUACGCUUAGAACAGCUCCGCAAACUGAGCGUGCGUGAUGACUCUUGUACCUUGUGCUUCGAUGAUUACGCCUCUGUUCAGCUCACUCCUUGCGGACACAGAGGCUUUUGUGGUAACUGUGCCAAACAGCUGGCCGAGUGUCCUAUGUGCAGAGCAACAAUUAAAGAGAAGCAGCCAUGCGAGUCUGAACGAGAGGCUGACAAACGGGCGGGAGAGACGUGACCCUCACCCCUGAGGCGCUUCAGGUCUGCCACUCAAGAAUAAUAAUCUUAUGCUAAUUUAGUGUCAUCUAUGAAUCGUGGAAACUGUGAUGAAGCAUUUAAUUGUUAAGUUGAGGAUAGACAUAGCACAAGAGAAAGAGAGUUAUUUGUAAAUUAUUUGACGAGAGGUUGCAACAACCACGCGGAGAGUUCGUUUGGCAUUGGGUCGUUCGAGAUUUGACGCAACGUCGUUCAUAGUUCUAGUCUGAGAUUCCAUGCAGUCAGUUUUGGCCCAAAAUUGCGCGGGCUUGGUUUCGGAAGGGCAGUAAAAUUCCACAUUUGUUGGCAAAAAUUUGUUUUGGAGGCUACGACACCGCGUGUUUGGAUUUUGCUAUUGCUGCUUUCCAACACGAUAUUUCUCUGUUAAUUGAUACCAAGGAUCAACCACGGCUAUGAGUAUUUCAUUUCCUAUUCAAUACAAUAAUGCAUACUCUAAUUUAUAAUGACCGCCAGUUUUAAUUGAAUAAAAUACUUUUCAGUAAA